UUAUUAUAAUUUGUACCACAGUUCGUACCAGGCCCCUCCGGCCUGCCACCGCCACGAUUGCUGCGGCCGUUAAAAGGAUUCACCUCGCACCAACCUUACCGGACCGAAUGGAAUUAAAAAGCAUCAAGUGAUUAACUUCCUCCGUACGUACUCGAUGAGCAAUUUCGCCGGACAAAGAACAGGAGCCGCACUGAACUGAGAGCACAUCAUCUGCGACAACACAAACGGGGGCAGCCUGGGCGACAAGCCAAGAGUAGAGAUGUCGACCCUGCGGUACUACUACGACCUUAACGAAAGCAUUUCGGUGAACCUGCGGCAGGCGGAAUCGGAAGGGUACGAGUCGGGGCUGGCGACGCUGCUACGACAGGACAGCACGGCGUACGGGUUCGUGCGCCCCGAACCCGACGACAUGACGGUCGGCGAGAACCGGAUACAGAAGUCUAUCCGGUUGCUGUCGGACACGUUCCUACCAUCGUCGGUCUCCACCGUACCGGGGCCGGACGAACCAGAGAUGAACGACUACGUACCGUACGAGCAGCGACCGGAAACGUACAUCGUCCCCGUCGUGUUCGCACUGAUCUUCAUCGUCGGCAUCGUCGGCAAUGGGACGCUGGUGGUGAUCUUUCUGCGACACCGGGCAAUGCGAAACAUUCCCAACACCUACAUAUUUUCGCUGGCACUAGCGGAUCUGCUGGUGAUACUGAUUUGCGUGCCGCUAGCGUCCUUGAUCUACACCCUAGAAUCCUGGCCCUGGGGUGCGACCCUCUGCCGCGUGUCUGAGUUUGCCAAGGAUAUAUCGAUCGGUGUCUCCGUCUUCACACUGACUGCCCUUUCGGCCGACCGGUACUGUGCCAUCGUGAACCCUCUACGCAAGCUGCAGACGCGCCCACUGACUGUGAUUGUGGCGUUCCUCAUCUGGGUGCUGGCCAUCAUCUGUGCGAUACCGUCGGCCGUCAUGUCGGAUGUGGUGUUUGUCGAGGUGACCAUCAACAAAACCAUCGAGUUCUGCUCACCGUUCGGUCCGAAGGCCAAUGAUUCCACCUAUUCCAAGUACAAAACGGUGCUCAACUCGAUCAUCUAUUACGUCCUGCCACUGUCAAUCAUCGGCGUCCUGUACGCGCUGAUGGCACACCGGUUGCACACGAGUGCCCGUGAGAUGCCGGGUGAAAACGCUGGUCCGCAGAGUCGGUCGCAGGCCCGGGCACGGCGCCAUGUCGCCCGCAUGGUGAUCACCUUCGUGGCCGUGUUCAUCGUAUGCUUUCUCCCUUUUCACAUCUACGAGCUGUGGUAUCAUCUGAAUCCGCGCGCCCAUGAUGACUACGAUGACUUCUGGCAUAUUUUCCGCAUCACCGGCUUCUGUCUCAGCUUCCUGAACUCCUGCAUCAACCCGGUAGCCCUGUACUGCGUGUCGGGCGUGUUCCGGCAGCACUUUCAUCGGUAUCUCUGCUGCCGCCCCAUGACGGUGCAACGUCGGAUUGGCCUGUCGUCGGCCGGGAACGCGUGCGAGACGAGUUUCGUCUCGACGAUUCGCCGCUCGCAGAACCACAGCAUCCGAAAGUCCCUGUCGGUGCAAAGCGUCCAGGGGAAGAGGUGAAAGUUUGUGCGCCUGGUCGUGACGGGACCGGGCCGUGGGGAGUCCAAGAGUCACCGGUUGGAGCGGCUCCCGGUAACCAAUGAGCACCUUCCCCUAGCAACGCUCCCGAGGGCGUCCACGCAGGAACGACUGCCAUCACCGGAGCAUACGGACCCGUAAGGUGAUCACGAGCGGAGGAAAUUGGCCGUGAAUUGCACACUUCCUGACCCAACAGGCCGAUGGACCAAACUUCACGAUGGUCAACACAGAACGAGUCGGGGCAGACUCCUCCUCCUCCUCCUCCUCCUUGCACAUCGGACCCCCGGUCACCCUUUUAUUGGAUUAGUUUUUCAAACAUUCUACCGGAGCAAAACAGUUUGGAACGCUUGCUUAGCUCCACGCCAACUGCGUCAAUCGGUUAUAACCGGUACGGUGUGGAGCAGUUCCAGGAGCCCCGAUAGUUUUGAAACUUCUUCGCCAGCGGAGGGAUUUCUGCUGGCUCGUUAAGGCCAUGUUGUCCCUUUAAUGCCGAAACUAGAAGGCUAUUAAGUGUGAGAAUCGAAGUGACGUCGUACCUCGGAUCGUGGUGACGGAAUUAUAUUCCGGGAAAAAAAGGGAACCAGGAAAAGCCACUCCUCGGCUCGAGAAUGCUGUUAGCUGCAAUGCUGGGAAAAUAGCGCUAUUUAUCGCCUCUACCCUGCAGGUUCCGAGAACACCAUCAAUUCGCGGAGAAAAUAAUCUUCAGUCAUCCAUUAAAGCGUCUCGGUUGUGCUUCAGCGCCACUGCUGGCUGCUGCCCUCUUGCUCCUCUGCUUCCCCUGACCCCUCCCUGCCGACCAGCAAACGUCCUAGAUGUCAAUAUCGUUCACUUUGAAAGUGAAUCCAGGAACAGGCAAUCGCGACUUGAUGGCGAUACAAUGGAGAUUCCUUCCGGGAAUUUCUUCCAUUCAUUGUCAUGUUCGGUCCAACGAAACUGUGGCACUGGCCAGGCCAGUUUAAUGCAAGCAAAGUGUUAUAGCCCAGCUAGCUAAAGAGAGUAAUUAUCGCGAGCGCGCGCGUGCGGCUCACGCGUCACGGCACGUUUUUCCUGAGGCUCUUCUUUGGGCGAUAUAGGUGUUAAGCGUAAGGGUGGACAGGGCUAGCCCCAGGAUAUUAAUUACUUCAUCUGGAAGCGAGCGUGCUGGUGCAACCGUGCACCGUCCUGCGUCGACUAGAGCGUGAUAAUCUGCAGUUUGUAAUGAAGAACCCACGCCACGCCACGAGAGCGACGAGCGACAGCCGCCUGCAGGUGAUAACGAGUAAAAGACAGAGAAAUAAUGCUUCGCACAAUGAACGAACGGAGAUGGAGCAGGGGCGUUCCGGUGUAACGAGAUGAGCGAUGUUU
Molecule: messenger RNA, 2956 nt
Organism: Anopheles darlingi
Lineage: Eukaryota; Metazoa; Arthropoda; Insecta; Diptera; Culicidae
Product: neuropeptide CCHamide-2 receptor-like
Exons: 6
Coding region: 260-1594 (444 amino acids)
Biological process (GO): G protein-coupled receptor signaling pathway
Cellular component (GO): membrane
Molecular function (GO): G protein-coupled peptide receptor activity
Source: RefSeq, a predicted model, not a curated record